GGCGGAGCUUCCCGCCGCCGCUGGUGGCCGUGUCGUGGUUCAAGGCUGCCACCUGCAGCUGCGCAAGGUCGAGGCGAAGCUAUAGGAAGUGUUCUGGUCUUGAUUGGUGGCCGGUGGAGUGAGAGAGAGUUUGGAGAAGUUUUGCUCUGUUUUGGGUGGUUUCGGACGUGAGAGAGAGAGAAUUCGUUUCUUAGCUUAAUUGAUUCGUUCUUCCACUCAUGCAUAAUCAUGUUAAAGCACCGGCCUUCAAAUUAUGCAAUUGUCCACUAACCUUAAAUCACGGAACCGGUGUUUGCCACCAAAUUGUUUGAUUAAAAAAAACUAGGUUAUUACAAUCUACCCUCCUUAAAGAAAUUUCGUCCCGAAAUUUAAGCGCAAGUUAAUUGCUCUCGAUUACAGUUAACCUAACCAUCGAAUCUCCAUCUUUCCCAAAACUGUAGUAAUCUACAAAACCACAGCCCUUUGUAUAAAAAUACAUUCCUAUGGCCACUAAAUCCUUUCAUCACAAACGUAAACUCACACAACGAGAAUUCACAAAUGAAAUCCUCAUCCCCACUUAAGUCAUCAACAUGACAUUCCUUCACCGCAUCAUUUCUCAAAAUUACAACACAACAAUUGCCUCAAGCAACCCACACUCAAAUCACCACGUGGCAUUGCACAUAUAGCUGUUUUCACACAGAUCGUCAUCCUGUACUGGCAUACAAGCACAGUAAACACUCCCACAAAGCGUUUCGCUUCUCAAUUAGCAUCACUCAAAACAAAUCAUUCUCAAAAGCACGCCAAUAAAACAUGUCACCCAGUGAUGAUGACUUGGGCUUGCUCAAUCCUUGGGCUAAGCAUUAGGGCUGGCCAAUUGGGCCGAAGAAACCGAACCAUUCACAUUUCGAACCGGCCCGAAACAAGUUGGGUUUAACAUUUGGGCCUACCAUUCGGCCGAACAAUUGGGCUUACUAUUUGGGCCUACCAAUCGGCCCACCAACUUUCAGCUCGACUACGGUAUGAAAUUGUACAUACCGUAUAUACGUAUGCAUACCGUACAGACCGUAUAUAUGUAUGUAUACCGUACAACUGUAUAUACGUAUGCAUACCGUACAGACCAUAUAUACGUAUGCAUACCGUACAAACCGUAUAUGCGUCCGUAUAUCAAGCAUAUACGGGAUCCAAAAAUAUUUGUAGGAGGUAAGGUUCGAACUCCAGACCCCCUAAACCAAUGCUUCUCUCCCAACCACUGAAGCAAGAGCUGCUUUCAUUAAUAGAAGCACACGCGUUAUAUUUAUUAUGUCCUAAGCGAACAUAAAUAAAAUAUAUCAGGAGGCAAGUCUCGAACUCCCGACCCUUUAAACCAAUGCCUCGCUCCCAACCACUGGAGCACAAGUUGUGCUUAAUAAAAUGUGUACAAAUUUUAUACUUAUUAUGUCAUAAACGAACAUAAUAAAAAUAAACGAGAGGCGAGGUUCGAACCUCAGACCUCUUGUACACGAACUUUACACUCAACCACUCGAGCACGGCUGCUCACGUUAUUAUUCAUACCAAUCCUUUUAUUUAAACCAACUGUUUCAACUGUUUCAACAAUUCGGCCCAAAACAUCCAAGACUGUUUCUGAAACUCGGCCCAUCAGGCCUCCACCCACAGCUACAGUGAUGCCUUGAUCCGAGACAGGCCCAAGUACGGCCCACUUGUGUCACGGCUUAUCCCUUCCGUGAUUUACGGCAGUCAAAUCUGCUUUCGGCUACAGCUGUCUGCCACAGCGCCUCGAGAUUCCCUCGGUCCCCUUACACGCUCAACACGCGCCAACAGCUUUUCCGGGUUUCGGGGCGACUUUAAUCCAACGCGUGGAUUCAAAUUCUGAGAUCGUUCAUCCAACGGUGGAGAUCUGCUCACCUUGUUCUAUAAAUAGGUGCAUUCUGGAGACGCGACUGUUCACUCCAAAGGAAAAGAAAUUUUCUUCCGAGCUCAAGCCUUUCUCUCUCAACUCUUCAGCCUUUCUCUUCUCAAAUCCCCAGGUUUUUUUCACUCUCAAAUCUUCAAUCCUUCUCUCUCAGAUCUUUUCUUCCAUUUGAAGAUUCGAUCUCUUCUUUCCUCUGAACUUUCAGAUCUCCAAUACCCCUUCAUCGACCUUAAUCCUUCUAAGGUCAAUCUCCCACAAACACUCAACAACUUCGUUCUUCAAUUUACACUUCCUCUCAACUCAUCACCAUGGAACCACGAACUCUGCAACUAAUGGAGCUACAAACCCAGCAACAAAUCGAGGAUGGAGGAAACAACCAAGCAGCCGGGAGUAGUGCCAACACAGAUUUCUGGCGAAGCCGUGCCAGGUGGGUUCCUACUCCAGAUCAAAUAAGGAUCCUCAGGGAUCUUUACUACGACAAGGGAGUUAAGACCCCAACUACAGAGCAGAUUCACGAGAUCUGUCUCCAGCUGCAACAGUAUGGACAGGUUGAGGGCAAGAACAUUUAUUUUUGGUUCCAGAAUGUCAGGGCUCGAGAGAAGCAGAUGAAGAGGUGCAAUCAGGCUGCUCAAGUGCCCAUGGGAACUAGUUCUCCUGGUACUGGUGGAUCCAUUGAUCUCAAUUUUGGGUCCACUGGUUCUACUGGUGCUGGUGGAUCCAUCGACAUCAAUUUUGGGCCAGCUGGUGGAUCCAUUGACAUCAAUUUUGGGUCCACUAGUUCUACUGAUGAUGGUAGAUCCAUUGAUCUCAACUUUGGUUCCACCUAUUCUACUGGAGGACAAACAUCCCUGCAACAACGAGGAGGAGAUCACCAGGAGGUUGAAACUCUUCCUCUGUUCCCCGUGCACGGCGAGGACGUCUUUGGUAACCCGAAGACUACUUCUGAGGAAGGUAGCGCAUUUGGUUACUAUUCUGGUGGCUCAGGCGGUUACAACAGUGGCUCUAACGUUUCUCUUGAGCUCAGCCUCAACCCAUCCGGAGCUACCAAUUAGGCUUAGUAUAGCGUAGUUCCAAUUUCCUUUUUGUAAUAUUAAAUCAAUAAGAUGGUGUGCAUGUAUGUCGUUUCUUCUUUUUGUUAAACCAACAACAACACCAAGGAUCAACCUUGGUCACCCAAUACUAUUUUCAAAACCAUUGACAACUCUGCUGCACACAUCAAUCAUAAUGAUUUAUCACAAACAAUCAAUUAAGUUGCACAGAGGUCAAGCUAGUAUCCUCUGAGUCAAACCAAACACAAUAAUUUCGUCGCUAGAAUUAGGGAUUAAUAAAGCUAAACACUUCCUGAGUUAACUAGGAAAACUCACAUCCUUAGAGUUACUCGUGCUAGUCAUAUAAAAUCUCAACCAUUCCCUCUAAAACAUGCUCCAUCAAACUUACCAUAAUUCAACCCUAAGAUUUCACGAUUCAUACAUCGAAUCAACUCCAUACCGCAUAGUAAUUCACUUGAACCACUAUGGAUACCCAAUCAUGUCACUAUCAUCAAUACCCAAAAUUGUAUUUAACCAUUUCACCUAAAAUCCAUAACCAUAGAAACACACUCUCGUCCAAGAUCAUUAACAAAGAGUUGAUUCUAAUUCUCCCCAUUAUCUAUCAACUAAAAAUCAAACUCUAUUUCAAAACUUUAAGUGUCCCGUCUACAUAAACUUAAAACACAAAACAACCUCAAAUAUAUAGUCGUUCGUCUCAAUCACUCAAACACGAGAUCAAACUCCUUUCUCACAACUUAAACCCUGCUC
Messenger RNA from Rosa rugosa (rugosa rose), 3684 nucleotides. RefSeq names its product protein WUSCHEL-like. Bases 2197 to 2940 code for a protein of 247 amino acids. The transcript has 2 exons. NCBI's taxonomy places the organism in Eukaryota, Viridiplantae, Streptophyta, Magnoliopsida, Rosales, Rosaceae. Gene Ontology annotation, molecular function: DNA binding; DNA-binding transcription factor activity. Gene Ontology annotation, biological process: plant organ development. The record is from RefSeq and is a predicted model, not a curated record.